GACGGUAGGGUACCACAGGGAACGAAGAGCACGUUUUGUUCUCUUUUUUUGACAGUGUGUAUAUAUUAGACCACGACAGAAGAAAAACUUGAACAUUCCCUAGCGCAGAUUAUAUCACAGCGUCCUUGGAGUUCUUUGGUACCUGUGAAGAUGAAGACCUGGUGGACCUUCCUCAUUUUGCUUGUGUUCUGUGUUGUUCUGGCCACCUCCGAAACGACGUCAAAAUCACCACGCACAAGACGACCCAGGGACCCCAACUGUGAAAAAGUGCUUCCUUUAAGACCACUAUCACCAGGAUUGAGAGCCAAGUGCACAUUUCUUUGCCAAGGAUUUCCUGUGCGAGUAGGACAUGAGCCCGACGGAACACCUUGCGACCGACGUGGCAAGAAACGAGCUCCAGGUUUAUGCCGGAAUGGCAAAUGCAUCAGACCAGAUGAAUUCAACACAUCACCAGCCUUUAGCACACCAAAUUUGUCUACAGCCGCACCUAAGCAGUAACCCGGCGUAAACACUUCAGCCUAAUUUAGCACUCCUUACCUCAUACCCUACAGAAGCAUAUUAUUGCGGUUUGUUGCUCAGCCAGGUGCUAGAAUAUGUGGCGAAGUACACAUGCUAUGAAAAAGCAAUAUUUUCUCGAAUAAAGCUAUUCUUGAUUUUCAA
This is a messenger RNA of Rhipicephalus microplus (southern cattle tick), 660 nucleotides long. RefSeq lists its product as uncharacterized. Lineage: Eukaryota; Metazoa; Arthropoda; Arachnida; Ixodida; Ixodidae. The record is from RefSeq and is a predicted model, not a curated record.